GGGCGUAACUACACUAACCUUUAUCUUGGAACCAAUCACAUUCACAUUCACCAAUCAUUGAUUAACAUAACACCCUGUUUAGCCUCUUAAGAUUAGAACGCACUUUCCAGAAUACUCUCUUAAAACUGCCCGCUUUUUUAAAGCAAUAAGAAAAUAAAAAGUUGUGAUAUUCUUAGCUUCUUUGCUCAAAAGAAAGAAAAAGUGACUGCAAUUAUUGUCAUAUGCCAGCAAAGAAAGAUAUCACUACUUUACCUUUCUCCAAUCUCCUCUAUAUAGCAGUGUAAUCUCCCAAGCUUAGUUUUGCAAACAAGAGAAAAAUGGAGAGGGAAGAAGAUGUGAAAGUUGGAGCAAACAAAUUCUCAGAGAGACAUGCACUGGGAACAGGAGCACAGAGUGAGAAGCCGGAAUACAAGGAGGCACCACCAGCACCAUUGUUUGAGCCUGGUGAGCUCAAGUCAUGGUCCUUCUACAGAGCCGGAAUAGCUGAGUUUGUGGCCACAUUCUUGUUCCUCUACAUCACCAUCUUAACCGUCAUGGGAGUGAACAGAUCUCCCUCCAAGUGCUCCUCCGUUGGCAUUCAGGGCAUUGCUUGGUCUUUCGGCGGCAUGAUCUUCGCCCUUGUUUACUGCACUGCUGGAAUCUCCGGCGGACACAUAAACCCGGCGGUGACCUUCGGGUUGUUUCUGGCAAGGAAGCUUUCACUGACAAGGGCAGUGUUCUACAUGGUGAUGCAGUGUCUUGGAGCCAUUUGCGGCGCUGGUGUGGUGAAGGGGUUCGAAGGGAAUGCGAGGUUUGAGAUGUAUAAAGGUGGAGCUAAUAUGGUUAACCAUGGAUACAGCAAAGGUGAUGGGCUUGGUGCUGAGAUUGUUGGUACCUUUGUUCUUGUUUACACUGUGUUCUCUGCUACUGAUGCUAAAAGAAACGCAAGAGACUCACAUGUUCCCAUUUUGGCACCUCUUCCGAUCGGCUUUGCUGUCUUCUUGGUCCACUUGGCAACCAUUCCUAUCACUGGAACUGGGAUUAACCCAGCUAGGAGCCUUGGUGCUGCCAUCAUCUUCAACAGAGACCAUGCAUGGAAUGAUCAAUGGAUUUUCUGGGUUGGGCCUUUCGUUGGAGCUGCUCUUGCUGCCGUGUACCACCAGAUAGUCAUCCGAGCUAUUCCUUUCAAGUCAAGGCCUUAAUUCAUCGUCAUCGUUUCAUAUGUCUGCUCCUCUCUUUGAAUGUUUGAUAUCGUGUGUGUGUAAAUUGAUGGAGAAUUCUUUCGUGCUACCAUGCUUUGUGUUUAUUAGACUCUGAUCUUUAUUUAUCUGUUCUAUGUUGGUUUUUCUAUGUUUAUCGAAAUCGUGAAUAUUUGAAGA
This is a messenger RNA of Arachis stenosperma, 1358 nucleotides long. Its product is annotated as probable aquaporin PIP1-2. The coding region runs from base 318 to 1181 and encodes 287 amino acids. Gene Ontology annotation, cellular component: vacuole; plasmodesma; plasma membrane. The record is from RefSeq and is a predicted model, not a curated record. Lineage: Eukaryota; Viridiplantae; Streptophyta; Magnoliopsida; Fabales; Fabaceae. Gene Ontology annotation, biological process: response to water deprivation; transmembrane transport. Gene Ontology annotation, molecular function: water channel activity. The transcript has 2 exons.